Molecule: messenger RNA, 1530 nt
Organism: Anthostomella pinea
Lineage: Eukaryota; Fungi; Ascomycota; Sordariomycetes; Xylariales; Xylariaceae
Source: the annotation of a GenBank genome assembly
AUGUUCAAGAUCUACAUCCAAAUGUUUGAGCACGAGAAUCCAUCGACUCCGCAAGGUAGCACCCUGGAAAUCAUCCGAGCCACAUAUCCACAUUUCCAUCGAGGCAAUCUGGCAGCACUUCUGAAGGUCGUUAGCCACAAGGUUGAGACAGACUGGACCAGGAUGUGUGUGGAACUCCUCGAGCUCAUAUCUCAUGACCGCAUGCUGCUUAUUGGUAACAACUACGUUUCAGAGCUAUGCGCGCAGCUUCACAUGCAACAGGUAUACACGGACCCGUGGUUGCAACAAGACAUCCGGCGCGAUCUGCCCCUAUUCAGAUUAUGGAAGUCGAUACCUGAGGUAGUUGCCAUCACCCUUGUCAUCCCUAGAGAGCGAUUCAGUCGUCUGUUCAGCCAAGACAAGGCGUUGGCCGCGCCAAUUGUACAAGGAGUCGUCAGUUCCAGCCCCAACGCUCCCCGGCAAUGGUUGAAUCUCUUCGCCGAUGUCCAAGUCAUGUUCGGGACUGCCAAACCUACUGCAGAUAGGCGUAGUGAGGAUUUUGCUCUGACAGUCUACCCAGACCCCGAGGGCUGGCUUGGCAACGACCCCGUGGUGGCUUCCUUCUACAUGCCUACAGUUGCCUUCCAGGUGGAGCCGCAAAGUGCCAGGGUCGCGCUCGGUGUCCAAGGUUCGCCACAGAGCUUCAACAUGUUCUCGCAUAUUCUAGGAGGAUCAUUGAACAUAUACGAGACGACGACAGGGGACGAAGAGCAUGUCUUUGUAACCAAAUACCUUCCUCACCAAAGUGGCUAUCCCGUGACCUGCGCCAAGGCAGCCACGGCAGGCAUUCAAACGGAGACGCUGGAUACGAAACUCUCUACCUCUCUCACGGCCAAUGUCAAAGACCUGUCGAGCACUAUCGUAUCCCUUACUGGUCGUGUAGAUAUCCCUUCCAAUCAUGGAAAGGCCUUGCUUACCAGCGGAGCGCCGGUCGAGCUGACGCAAUCAUCCCCUUUCACUAUCGACUUGGUCUUCGGGGAGGGAAACUCUAUCCAUCCCAUGCGAUACCCUAUGCCAGUAUUGAAAGAUAACAGCAAGUUGCGAAUUGCCCGCAAGUUAGGCUACGUGGAAGUCAUUGCCCCAGUAGCGCAGCCCGCUACGACUGAACCAUUGGCCGACUACAUAUAUCCAAGUAAUCUAGGUCCAGCUUCACUGCCGGCCACCACAAAUAUCUCGCAUGUCAAUCUUGAUAGGCUCCCAAUUCUCAAAAUCUCCGACAAGAACGAUCUUAUGUGGAUGGCAAGCCUCAGCCCCAUCAAUUUUCUGAACGCGAAAGACAAGUGCGAAGUCUCCCAACAUAUGUUCCGGGAUUGUCUCCAUCAAGACGUCUCAAUUUCAAGGAAACGCUGCUCUCGCUGUUCGUCCGGGGUGCUGGUCUCCAAGGCCGCCGAUUCAACUGCUUUGGCCUCAACCAUCCUCGACGCGGUGGUGUGCACAUUUUCAUUCUUGUCAAUGCGCUGCGUCUUGAUGCGGCUGCCGCAUCCGUCAUAG